GCAGAACAGGAUGAAAUGUAUCAAAGCAGACGUCAACGCUGUACCUGUUUAAAGGAGCCGGGAACCAGGAGGAAACGUUCAUCGACAUAGUCUGUGCGCCAAGGAAAACUGCGAGAAUUUUACUUGGAAGUGUUUUAGAAAAAAAACUAACUAUUUUGGAAACAGCUUAAGACUUAAAGAAGUGUAGUUAGAGAGGUUUAUGAAAUUAAAACACAAGCAGAUGAGCGCAACCGAGAGGAUUACAGGGGAAAGAUGUUAAAAAGAUGAGGAAAACAAUACAGGCUAAUUAUUAGAGAAGCGGUCGGAGUGGGAAUUUCAUUUGGUGAACAGCCGGACAAUGGCUUGAUUUGUUUUUUUCUUUCUUUUUUGGGCUGCGAAGAAGCUGCAUUCAUGACCGAGGAGACGGAAAAGAAACUUUACCGCGUGUGCGUGGGAUAUUUCAUUCUAUGAAACUAUUUCGCUUUCUCGUCUGUUAGCGGAACCACCUGUUUCUGGACGGAUUUUCUUGAUUCAUCAUGUCCAAAGUGGUACAGAAAAAGAAUCACUGGACCACCAAAGUUAACGAGUGCACGAUCUCUAAGGACGCCCGCGGCGAGCUGAACGUGCAGCUGCUCGGCGGUGCGGAGAACGGUGAGUUCGCCUAUAUCGGACACGUUAACGGGAAUGCCGUACAGUACAGACAUGGGAAAGUGUCCGAGGGGGAAUUACUGCUGGAAGUGGAGACGCUCUCUGUCUCUGGAUUGCCGCUGUAUGAUGUGCUGACAGUGAUCAAGAACUGCAAGGGACCUAUUAGGUUGAAAACUGUGAGGCAAGGAAACAAACUCAAUAAAGACCUGAAGCGCUACCUGAGCCAAAGGUUUCAGAAAUCCUCCGCUGACUACGAGCUUCAGCAAACCAUACGUGACAACCUCUACCGCCACGCUGUGCCUUGUACGACCCGCUCCCCUCGUGACAGAGAGGUGCCAGGAGUAGAUUAUAAUUUUUUGUCAGUGGACGAGUUUCUGAAGCUUGAACAGAGUGGGACACUGCUGGAGAUUGGAUCUUACGAAGGUAACUAUUAUGGAACACCCAAGCCGCCCAGCCAGCCCCCUAGUGGGAAAGUGAUUACUGGCGAUGCUCUGCAAGACAGCCUUCCUGGUUCCCAGCAGUCAACCCCACGCCGCACCAAGUCCUACAAUGAGAUGCAAAAUGCUGGAAUAGUGCCUACAGAGACUGAGGAUGAUGAUGAGGUUCCUGAAAUGAACAGUAGCUUCACAGGAGACUCGAGUGAACCGGACGACCACCCCUCCGUGCAGCCCUUCGCCCGUGACCACGUUCUACCCUACGGGCUCAACAACACCUCAGCGUCAACCACGGAGAGCUCUCAGAAUACACACACACACCCCGGCUAUCCCACGGAAGAGGACCCUCUGGGGCCUCUGCCCGAAAACUGGGAAAUGGCCUACACUGAGAACGGAGAGGUCUACUUUAUCGACCACAACACAAAGACAACAUCCUGGAUAGACCCCCGAUGCCUGGACAAACCUCAGAAACCCCUGGAGGAAUGUGAAGAUGAUGAAGGGGUACAUACAGAGGAACUGGACAAUGAGCUAGAGCUGCCCACAGGCUGGGAGAAGAUUGAUGAUCCAGUGUACGGGGUGUAUUAUGUUGAUCAUAUUAACAGGAAGACGCAGUAUGAAAACCCAAUUCUGGAGGCUAAAAGAAAGAAGCAACUGGAGCAGUCUCAGCCCGCUGAAGGUGAGCAGUAUAUCCAAGAAUGGAUAGAGGAGCAUUCGUCAGGAGCACCGCUAGCGAGCUAUGCUGCUAACCACCAAGAGACUUACAGAGAACCUGGCACCGCCCCUCCACUAGCAUCCCAACUGGGGGCUAAACGAGGGAAGCCAUUUUUCACAAGAAACCCUGCAGAACUGAAGGGGACAUUCAUUAACACCAAGCUGAAGAAGAGUAGGCGUGGGUUUGGCUUCACCGUAGUAGGAGGAGACGAACCAGAUGAGUUCCUUCAGAUUAAGAGUCUGGUGCUUGAUGGACCAGCUGCCCUGGAUGGAAAGAUGGAAACCGGUGACGUUAUCGUGAGUGUGAACGACACUUGCGUGUUGGGUUACACACAUGCCCAGGUUGUGAAGAUCUUCCAGUCCAUCCCUAUCGGCUCUAUGGUCGACCUUGAACUUUGCCGUGGCUACCCCUUACCCUUUGACCCUGAUGACCCCAACACCAGCCUGGUGACUUCUGUGGCCAUUCUGGACAAGGAGCCCAUCAUCGUCAAUGGAAAAGAAAGCUACGACUCGCCAUCCAGCCACGGGAGCGGAACUACAGGUGGUGGCGGUAGUUUGAAUGGCUCCAGUGACCCACCUCGCCCCCACAGCCCUUCAGCGGAGGUGGCUUCUAAUGGCUCUCAUGGUUAUCCCAGUGAUGUGGUGACAUUGGCGUCUUCGAUCGCAACCCAGCCGGAGCUCAUUACUGUCCACAUGGAGAAGGGUGACAAAGGAUUUGGCUUCACAAUAGCAGACAGCCCGUCUGGGGGAGGCCAGCGAGUGAAGCAGAUAGUGGAUUACCCACGAUGCAGAGGUCUGAGGGAGGGAGACAUCAUCAUGGAGGUUAACAAGAGGAACAUGCAGAACCUGACACACAAUCAGGUGGUCGAUCUGCUCAGCAAGUGCCCCAAGGGCAGUGAGGUGACCAUGCUGGUGCAAAGAGGGGUGGCACCUGCGAAGAAGAGCCCCAAACUGCAACAGUUGGAGCGCAAGGACAGUCAGGGCAGCUCCCAGCACAGCGUGUCCAGUCAGCGCAGCAUCCACACUGACUCUCCCCUCCACGCCUCCCAGGCCCUGCUUAACGAGUCGGCCGCUCCACCACCCCCCUCUCAGCCCCUGCCAAGCCUGCCCCAGGACCCUCCGGUAGACGGAACUCUCCAGAAGAAACCAGAUCCCUUUAAAAUCUGGGCCCAGUCCAGGAGCAUGUAUGAAAGUAGGCUGCCUGAUUACCAGGAGCAGGAUAUUUUCCUGUGGAGAAAAGAUACCGGCUUUGGAUUCAGGAUCCUUGGAGGCAAUGAACCUGGCGAGCCGAUUUAUAUUGGCCACAUCGUGAAAUAUGGAGCAGCCGAUGAAGAUGGGCGUCUGCGAUCAGGAGAUGAGCUAAUUUGUGUGGAUGGAACGGCUGUUGUGGGAAAAUCCCAUCAGCUAGUCGUUCAACUCAUGCAACAAGCCGCAAAACAGGGUCACGUCAAUCUGACCGUGAGGCGCAAGACUGGAUAUGGAUUGGCAAAGGUGGAUGGUGAGAUGCCUCCUUCUCCAGCCUCCUCUCACCACAGCAGCACACAGGCCCCGUCUUUGACCGAGGAGAAGCGCACGCCGCAGGGCAGCCAGAACUCCCUCAACACGGUCAGCUCCGGGUCAGGCUCCACCAGCGGCAUUGGCAGCGGAGGCGGGGGCGGCAGCAACAACACGGUGGUCCCCAAUGCCAUCCAGCCCUACGAUGUGGAGAUCCAACGUGGAGAGAAUGAGGGGUUCGGAUUUGUCAUUGUGUCAUCAGUGUCAAGGCCCGAAGCGGGCACCACUUUCGCUGGAAACGCAUGUGUGGCAAUGCCUCAUAAAAUAGGUCGCAUCAUCGAGGGAAGCCCAGCUGACCGCUGUGGGAAACUAAAAGUCGGAGACCGGAUCCUGGCUGUAAACAGCUGCUCCAUCACCAAUAAGUCCCACUCGGAUAUCGUCAACCUGAUCAAAGAGGCUGGAAACACGGUGACGCUGCGGAUCAUUCCAGGAGACGAGUCUUCCAAUGCAUCACUGCUGACCAACGCUGAGAAGAUUGCAACCAUAACUACCACACACACACCUCAACAGCAAACUGCACCUGAGCCAAGAAACAACACCAAACCAAAACAGGAGUCUUUUGAGUUCAAAGCCCCACAAGCACCACCUCCUCCAGCUCCAACACAGCCUUCAAAUCAGGAUGCUGAGUUUUACUCUGUUGAUCUGGAGAGGGACAAUAAAGGCUUUGGUUUCAGCCUUAGAGGGGGUCGAGAGUACAACAUGGACCUGUAUGUGCUGAGACUAGCAGAGGACGGAGCAGCCGUGCGAAACGGAAAGAUGGGGGUAUCGAUGGUUGCUCCCCAAGUCGCUGCUUGUAUGAGAUCUGAAAAGACAGGAGAGCCUGCUUUCUACCAAAAUCAGACCACGGAGAGGGACAAUAAAGGCUUUGGUUUCAGCCUUAGAGGGGGUCGAGAGUACAACAUGGACCUGUAUGUGCUGAGACUAGCAGAGGACGGAGCAGCCGUGCGAAACGGAAAGAUGGGGUAUGUGACAACUGAGUUCACCCAUAAUUACUCAUAUCUUACAGACGGCAUCAACGACGGCAACGGCCUCGGCGCCGGUGCACAAACUGUUUCGGAAGUGAACACAGCUCCUCCCGAAAGUCGGCCCCACCCACCAUCGGAGUCCAGCUAUCCACCAGACCUUCACAAAUCAUCACGAAAUGACGACAGGAGGGCACGGGAGUCGGGCCAACGGGAGCACGGCCACCGGUCAAACCACCGCCACAACAACCACAGACACCGCUCCCCUGAAAAGAAGAACAGGAGCAAGGGGCACAGCAAGGACAGUGGAGCCUCAAAGCCUCACAAGAGGAAGGGCGACAAGAAGAGGUCCAGCACAGAUGACUCACACCACCACCACCACCACCACACUCACAACCAGAACCACCAUCACCGGAGGCACCGCUCCCCAGAGAGGCGUAGAGCUCGGAGCGCCGAGAACACCUUGGACAGUCGGUACGACCAGAGACACGGUCGCUCACCGAAUAGACGCCAUCAUCGCCACUCUUCUCCUCGCAGACACAGUUCACCUCAGCGUUCACCCCACCGAUCAGGUUAUCGCCGCAGUUCUCCUUACCGCCGUAGAUCCCCCUACCAUUCCCCUCAACGAUCCAGAUACCAGUCUCCCUCGAGGCGGCCUACAGCUUCCUCAAAUAAACCCUACAACGGUGAGUUGGACAGGGGGCUGGAUGUGACCUUAAAAGAACCUCCUCCGAAACCUCCAUACCGAUCCGAGAGCAUUCCACAUUUGGCGGCAUCCCUGGGCCAGCUCGAUCUGGAAGACACCCUUCCAAGAGAGCCGCCCAGCUACCUUGACGAUCUUUCCCCUAUGGACCGAGCCUAUCGCGACUCAACCCUUUUCCGCGGGACUUCUCGCAUCGACACCCUUCCCCGUGUUCGGACGCCCGACUCGGAUUCAGCCUUUCAGAACUACAACUCGUUAUUAAGGGGCCGCUCCCCAGUGAGAAGUGGGGGCAGACAGGACGGAUACCGUCGAGACGAGUCUCCGGUUUCAAACUCGUACCGGACGAGGAGUCUAAGUCGAGACCUGUCUCCCAUCAGAGGUUACCGCGAUGAGGAUGAAGAGGAGGUCGGAUCUCAGCUGAGUGAGUAUUAUAGCACGCUCAGAUCCAAUUACAGUAGAGCUAACAACAAUGUACCUGAGUCGAGGAGGAAGGCCUACAAAGACAGCCCCAAAGACCUCAGCAUCUGAUGGGUCGGCUAGGAAGGACACCAUUCCCAGAACCCACUGUCCACACAAGCCUUCAUCCAAGGACUGCGCAGAACCUGAAUACUAAAUUAUUGAUUUGAAAUCUGGUGUUUUCUCAUGGUUGAACCUCUUUACAACUCUCAACAGCAGAAGAAUGAGUUUGUUUCUUUCCAUCGAAGUGUCAUUUUGGUUUCUUUUAUGACCCUUUUUAUAAAUCUGCUAGCAGUUCUACAGAGUUUGACAACUAUGUAUAAAGAAAACGAUUAUGUGCCUAACAGUACCAUUCUUGGUGUUUUCUUUUUUGUUUUUCUUUCGUUUUGUUUUACAAAGGACAGCCUUUUGGACUACUGUCUGAUUAUGAAAACUUCUGUUACAGAGAG
Molecule: messenger RNA, 5896 nt
Organism: Sinocyclocheilus rhinocerous
Lineage: Eukaryota; Metazoa; Chordata; Actinopteri; Cypriniformes; Cyprinidae
Product: membrane-associated guanylate kinase, WW and PDZ domain-containing protein 1-like
Exons: 24
Coding region: 516-5519 (1667 amino acids)
Biological process (GO): signal transduction
Cellular component (GO): cytoplasm; cell-cell junction
Molecular function (GO): protein binding
Source: RefSeq, a predicted model, not a curated record